AUUUGAUUUUAAAACCGUCCUCAAAUUGUUGCGGCAUUGAAAAAACACUGGCGGAUGUGACACUGAGCCAUACCAGUCACGAAGUGUAGCUCUCAUUAUUAGUAGCUUAGUCAGCAUGUAUGUCGUCUGUUCUUUGUGCAUCAUCAAAUGCCACACGAUCCUAGUUUGCUCGUUGCAUUAAUAUUUCUGGGUAUGACGCCACCCGGUCCUGUUCUUCCGGGUUCCAGGUACUUCGAAGCGCCGAUAUCAUGCCACAUGUCACAUGGCAUUGGCCGUUAGGAUGAUGUUUCACCAAACCGGAUCCGAUUUAAGAAUACUCCAAGGACAACUAGUAGAACCCAGUUGGUUACCCUCACGACGCGUACAUCCAAGCAGACAUUCAGGUCAAUCGUUGCUCACACAAUGCAAUCCGAAUUUGUGGAAAAGAAACAGGGAGAGUCCCGCUCCAGUUCUGUGGCACCGGAUUUGGCCUCUGAUAAGCCUGUGGGCAAUGAUCUGGAGGGCGGUCAGUAUUAUACAGGGUUUCUCAGACGUGCCACCCAGUUACUUUCUCGGUAUGGAAUUGAAACUCAUGGCAUCGCCCCGGUACCAGCAGAGGAACGCAUAGAGACUCGAUGGUACCAAAUGUUUUUCGUAUGGUUUUCUGCUAAUAUGAAUAUCUUAACAUUCAGCACUGGCACUGUGGGACCUGCAUUGUUUUCCCUGGGAGUUAAUGAUUCUAUCAUCAUCAUUGUCGUUGUUGACCUGGUGAUAUGUCUGUUGCCUGCGUUCUCUGCUGUUUUUGGGCCAAAGCUUGGCACGCGAACUAUAGUACAGGCAAGGUUCUCAUGGGGGUAUUUCGGUGCCAUCAUACCGGCCGUCUUAAAUGUUUUCUCCCUGCAAGGCUUCCUUAUCUUGAACUGCAUCAUUGGUGGACAAGUGCUCGCAAGCCUAUCUUCUCACCUUGAUGAUACUCUUGGUAUCGUUAUUAUUGCUGUCAUAUCUCUUGUGGUCACUUUCUGUGGAUACCGCAUCAUUCAUUGGUACGAAAGUAUCGCCUGGAUCCCAAAUGUGAUUGCUUUUAUCGCCAUGCUGGGUGUCGGUUAUCCACAACUACGCGACAACCAAUCGACUGCUGUCUCUCAAGCAACUGUCGCUGAGGUUAUCUCUUUUUCGUCUAUCCUCACAUCUAGCAUUAUUAGCUGGUGUACCGUGACCCCCGACUAUGGUGUAUACCACAGCCCUGCUGCUUCUUCUGCGAGACUUUUUCUCUACACAUAUCUCGCGUUUUUCACCUCUAGUGUGACUUGCCACACCCUCGGUGCUGCGUUCGCGGCCGCAGCUCCCAACGUACCUGUUUGGAAUGCAGGAUUUAACAACAGCUCUUCCGUCGGUGGCUUGUUUUACAGUGUGCUGCUACCUACAGGCGCAUUUGGAAAAAUUCUGAUCGCUCUGGUGGCCCUCAGUAUUCCUAGCGCGUCUGCACCGACCAUGUAUACGUUCAGCACCAGUUUCAUGGCUGUCGCUCCGUGGUUUGCUGCAAUACCUAGAUGGAUAUAUAUUCUCAUCUCUGAAGCAGUUCUGAUACCAGUCGCCAUUAUUGGCGCCAAAAAGUUUUAUACCACUUUCGUUGACAUCCUCAAUGUCAUCGGAUACUGGUCGUCAGUAUUUACUGCGAUUAUCCUUACAGAACAUGUGCUAUUUCGGCGAGCCUCGUUUUCUGAGGAUCAAUAUCCUAUCACGACUUGGGCUUCAUAUACUCUUUUGCCUAGCGGUAUUCCCGCGGUCGUGGCCUUCGCGUGCGGCUGUGGAGCCCUUGUUCCAUUCAUGUCGCAGGCUUGGUAUGUAGGACCAGUGGCCAGGCAUGGUAGUGGAGAUGUUGGGGUAUACGUAGGGUUUGUGGUGGGGGCUAUCACAUACACAUUGGCAAGGGGUUUCGAAAAACUGUGGUACAAAAAGAUGAGUAAAUCAGAUGCUUAGUAGUUUUUGUUUUUAAGGUAAACAGUAUGCGUGUACAUGAACUGUUCUGUGGGAGCCGAUGCUGUCGUUAUUAUCCAUAAUUCACUCUUACUACAGUUGCGGACAAACAAACUCGACAAUUUUGGUCUUCG
Messenger RNA from Suillus fuscotomentosus, 2090 nucleotides. RefSeq names its product cytosine-purine permease. Gene Ontology annotation, cellular component: plasma membrane. The transcript is spliced from 13 exons. Gene Ontology annotation, biological process: transmembrane transport. NCBI's taxonomy places the organism in Eukaryota, Fungi, Basidiomycota, Agaricomycetes, Boletales, Suillaceae. Bases 403 to 1959 code for a protein of 518 amino acids. Gene Ontology annotation, molecular function: transmembrane transporter activity. The record is from RefSeq and is a predicted model, not a curated record.